Messenger RNA from Jatropha curcas, 986 nucleotides. RefSeq names its product cotton fiber protein. The record is from RefSeq and is a predicted model, not a curated record. Lineage: Eukaryota; Viridiplantae; Streptophyta; Magnoliopsida; Malpighiales; Euphorbiaceae.
CCAUACUUUUUCUUUUUACAGCUUGGCUUUCCAGUCUCUCCACCACCAAUUCUGAUUUUCACUAAUUCAAUCCACCUUUUUUCGUAGCAUUAAAAAGCUCCAUCUUCUCAUUCAUGGCUCAACCCUUGUACUACAAUCCCCGCACAGAGACCAACCCCUUUCUUCAACUAAAAAGAUUGCUCUCCUUUAACCCAAUAACCAAAAAUGCCUCAAAAGAGAACACCCAUUUUCCACAAGGUCUCAAAUCUUUUUAAAGUCUCCAUUUUUGUUUCCAAAAUGAGAAAACCCAUCAUCCCAAAACUCAUUUUCUUCAAAAAGUCAAGAAAGCUUAAAGCAUUCAUGUUGCUAAAGCACUGUAAUAACAAAAACUAUGGGAUUAUUGAGGAUUACGAGUUCUCUGCUUCAAGUACUCCUCUUAUUGGUUACCGCAAAAGACAGUUCAAGAAUGGGAGCUAUCGAGAUAAUUUAUACUCUCUGUUUUUACUUUGCAGAUGCUUGGGUGGAUUGAAAGUUGAUAGAGGAGAAUUAGAUUAUGCAUUGCAAUUGGAAACAGCAGCAGCUGCCAAUGCCAUUUCUGCUAGGGAGUAUUUGCAGCCGUUGGAUUUGGGAGAUGAGUAUGAAGAGUCAGUUGAUCAGAGGGCAGAAAGGUUCAUUGAGAGAUUUUAUCAAGAGAUGAGAAUGCAGAGGCAGGAAUCGAUUUAAAGCUGUUCAGACUAGAAUAUUUGUCAUCUGCUACAGCCACCGCUGUUUUUUUUAUUUUAUUUUAUUUUUUAAUUUAAAAAUAUUUGUUUAUUAAUUUGAAUAUUGGUUUAAUGGUUCUGAGCUCCACAUGAUUUUAUUUUAGAAUGUGGAGAUUCGGUCUUUGUAUUUUUUUUUUUUAAUUUUUUUGUCAAAAUUGUUGUGUGGAGCAAAAUUUGUUUCUCUCGAUUCCUUGGAUGUACUUAAUUAAUUAAUAAAAACGUGAGUCAUUAUGUUUUUUCAUAGUC